Opisthorchis viverrini is the source of this 2715-nucleotide messenger RNA. RefSeq lists its product as hypothetical. Gene Ontology annotation, biological process: homophilic cell-cell adhesion. Gene Ontology annotation, molecular function: calcium ion binding. The transcript is spliced from 2 exons. Lineage: Eukaryota; Metazoa; Platyhelminthes; Trematoda; Opisthorchiida; Opisthorchiidae. The annotation marks the transcript as partial. The record is from RefSeq and is a predicted model, not a curated record. Gene Ontology annotation, cellular component: plasma membrane.
UGUCAUGACAACACAGAUCCGGACGGGAUAUUUUACGUGGCAAUUUUGACAUUAGAUUUUGAUGCAUACACCAUUAGGUCGGCAUCUAAUGGCUCCCUCCACGGGAGGAAUAUUCAGUUUACUAUCAACGAAGAACUGCCUCCGGGGACUCAGAUUGGCAGUUUGUUGGAUCACGUCCCUGGUUCAUACAGCAACUUGAAAUUUGUCAAAUUGGCACAUACUCACGACACAUCCAGAUUGUUUUCUGUCGACCAGUUCACUGGCGCUAUCACAGUAGCAUCACGACUUGACAGAGAAGUAUUGUGUCAGGAAAAGAGUCUCAUGUUACUUCCUGCCUCCUCUGGUACACCAUUUGAUAACAAAUUGUGGGAGUUCAAUAUAACCAAACCCGGUACAUGCCAGGUGCACUUUGGUGUUAACUGUCUAAGCGUCCGAGCAUCAACUACACUGAACGGCCGACUGAAUGGCAAGUUGAUUGUGCUUUUUGACGUGACUGUGAACAUUCGGGAUCUGAAUGACAAUUCAUGCACGUUUUUGCCAUCCGAUAAGCAAGUGAUAACGUUGGACGAAGAUGCGCCUGUGGGUGAAACGCGAAUUCCACUUCACAUACCCUACGACCCCGACGAUGUGAGUACGGGGCAUUCAGUGAACUUGAACAGUAUACGGUUGCAUCCAACCACACCACAUGAGUACCCAAGCCAAAGAGUUGCGAAUGAAUCCCCACUAUCAAUCGUUACAGAACAAACGUUCCGCAUCAACAUAUUUAAUGGAAACUCUCCAGACAUCAUGACAAACAUUCCAUUUGACUCCAACCAUUCCUUUCCCUUUCGGAUCGAACUGGAGUUGCUCAAACCAUUAGAUUUUGAGAAAAGGCAAAACUAUACGUUCUCCGUAAAAGCCGAUGAUGGUUCCACUGGUGCUGAGCAUGAAUGUAGUUUGAAUCUAAUAGUUCAAGUCCUCGACUGCAAUGACAACCCACCUGUGUUUGAAAAGAAUUUUUAUUCGGCGAAUGUAACAGAAGACACUCCCAUAGGUAUCCUCAUACUUCAGGUCAAGGCAACCGACGCUGACAGUGGACCGAAUGGGGCCGUUCAGUAUAGAAUUGAAGGUGCAAAUUUCAGGGCACUGAGAAGCUUCAAGCUGCAUUCGGAAACCGGUGAACUACGUUUGAACGAUCGAUUGAAUUACCGUGACCAGUCGACAUACAGUUUCAAUAUUGUCGCCGAAAACAUAAAUACGAACUAUUCUCUCAGGGAUCGUAAUCGAAAGCAUAAUGCUGUGACUCGCGUACAGAUUCACGUGACAGAUGUGAACGAUCAGGCUCCGGAUAUCCAUAUUUUCUCACCUACUGGGUUAUCAACAUUAGAGGUGGUUGAAGAAACAAGUCCAGGGCAAGAUAUAGCAAUUGUGGAUGUUACGGAUGGGGAUUCGGGCCAAAACGCCCUGGUAGAUUGCAGGCUUAUUAAUCAGACUACUCCUGAUGCGCUAAAGCUUACUUUUAUGGACGAAUCUGUGGUCCAAAAUGCGAGACCGCAUAACAAAAAGCGCUACAAAAUAACCGUUGAAAAAAGCCUGGACAGAGAAUCUUCAAAAUCUCUACAUUUUACUAUACAUUGUUGGGAUCAUGGAACUCCAUCUCUGGUGGCGGACAUGCCAAGUACGCUUAACCUUAUUGAUAUCAACGACAACCUACCAUUGUUUCGAAAGAACGUGUACUCAGUGAUGAUCACAGAAGAUAGCGACCCACUUCGAUUAAAGAAUCGAUUUGAGAUCGUCAAAGUUGAGGCAACAGAUCGAGAUGAUGGACGAAACGCUCAGCUGCGCUACACUCUGGAUCACGGAACUCCAACCUCUCUUCUUGGUCUUGUAAAAAUUGAUGCAGAAUCUGGUGUACUCAGUUCCACCGGUAGCUUGGACAGAGAAUUUCUGGAUGCUUUCUCAGUUACUGUCAUUGCUACAGACCUGGGGGAUCCCCCACGAUCAGCACACACUGUUGUCAACAUACGCAUACUAGAUUACAAUGAUAAUCCACCUACAUUCCUCAAAUCUGCGUACUCUUUUUCUGUAAAAGAGAACUGUCCUGUGGGCGAGUUGAUUGGCACACUGACCGUUACCGACGACGAUAUCGGAAAUAAUGCAAGGAUCAAGUUUGAACUUGACGAUGUGGUUGAUCGUGCCUCAGCGUUCUCACGACCCCUAAUGUUACACAAAGGCACCACAGACUACGACGCACCACUUAAUCCCUACUCCACAGUUCACUCGGAUAGUCGCGAGAAAAAUCACAACGAAGAGCUAACUCAGGUAAGACUUGUCAGUUACCAAGUAAGGUCACCGCCAUCAACGCUGAAGCAGCUACAGAACAGCACUAUAUAUGAAGUCCAACUGUAUACCAAUUCAAUAUGGGAUAGGGAGUCCAACAUGCCGUAUUCAAGGGCUGUAGCUACUGGGGAGUUUCGAGCCAUGCAGAUGGGCGAGGUUGGAUUAACUGGGGAGUUGGGCCAGAUGAACUACUCACUAGACCGAGAAUCGUAUGUGGUGAUUCAGAUUCAGGCGGAAGAUCAAGGCACACCGCGACUAGUAAGACGAGUCACAGUUCGAAUACUCAUCGAAGACGAGAAUGACAAUUCGCCCAUAAUGCUGUUCCCUGAUCCACACACACUAAAUGUGACACGCAUUCCGGUCUCCUAUAAAGAACCAAAGGGAUAUACAUUUGCU